UCGUUGCUGUUGCCGCGUGUGUUAUGUUACGGAAACGGAGGUACGAAGAAGUUUCUGUGAAACGCCAACGUUCGCUGCAAUUUCUGUGGACACACGUGGGUUAGGAUACCAUGUGGGUUUCACCUACCAGGACAAUUGAUUGAUAUUUUUGUUCGACGAGGACAUUUCAUACGACCGGAUCCCGAUGUCGUCCUGAAGACACGCCGACAAGGUUUUGUCAACGGGAUCGACGAAUUGAAAUCCGUAAAGAGGUUAGGUGGCCAAUCAAACGGUGCCACAUGCUUCUGAAUAUCGUAAAGUAUUAAGCAAGCUUAGAAGAAUUUUAACGAGCGACGUGUGCAUAACAUGAGUAUCUGUUUUGUCGAAAAGUUGUAAUUAAGGAAGGACGAUUUGUAAAUUUAAGAUUUUUAUGUUAAAGAUUUGACAAAAACUAGUUUGUCUUUAAAUUUAACAAAAAGACUGAAGAGUAUGGCGGAUCAGAAAUUGUUUUCAGAGCACAUAUAUAGUUCCAAAUUUCAAGAAGAAUUCAAAAAACACUGGCGCUCUCAAGAUGAUUUUAAGAGCACCAAUCUGGAAAUCAUAUCGAAACCUUUCAAAGUAUGUAAGAUAUCAAAUUUCUUAAGAGACGAGAAGAUCCUAGAGAACUUAAAAAGCGAAUUGGAAAGUCAUGAUUAUAUGCGCAAAGUCCUUGAUCUCUAUCAGUUUGAGAAAACUGAGGAUCUGCACCACUUCACUGACAAGUAUAUCCAAAUGCUGAACAGCUCUUUUCGAAAAGAUCUCAUAUCGUGGAUGAGCCGCAAUACAAACAUUGAGCUAAACGGAAAGGUUUUGAUGUCGAGUGCUCGUUACCAUAAUACAGACCGUUUAUUAUGUCACGAUGAUAACAUGGUUGAUAGAAGAAUCGCUUAUAUAUUGUAUCUGACUGAUGAUUGGUCGGAGGAAGAUGGUGGUUCUUUAGAUCUUUUUGAUAUGGACGAAGAAGGCUCGCCUAGGAAGGUAGUGAAAUCAUUAAUUCCAGAAUAUAACUCUUUGGUGUUCUUCGAAGUAGUGGAAAAUUCUUAUCAUCAAGUAGCCGAGGUAUUGGCGCGUGACAAGUGCAGGUGGUCGAUCAAUGGUUGGUUUCACGGCCCGUUAAGAAAGGAUUUCCAUAAGUCGCCCAGACAGGAACCAGCCAAAACUUUCCUGGAACCAAGUUCUACCAAAAUGAAUUUGCACUCCUGGGUUUUCAAUGAUUAUCUGGAACCCAGUAUAAUGGACCAAAUUCAAGAGGAUGUCGAGAUAUCAUCUCACACGUUUCUUAAAAGCUUCUUGAAGGAAUCUGUGUACCAGCAAAUUACGAAUGAUUUAACGUCGCAGGAUAUCAACUGGCGGAUGAUAGGCCCACCAGAUAUACGUCACUACGAAAUAGCUGACGAGCAAACCUUGCCGAAACUAUUGAGAGACUUCUGUGAUUUAUUUAAAUCUAUCUCCUUCUUUCAAUUGUUGAAGAAAUAUACAGGACUCGAUUUGGUGCCGGAGAAAACAAAGAGACCCAAGAUGACGUUAGAGUUACAGAGGUGGUCGUCGGGCUGUUAUACGUUGUUGUAUGACAAAUCGUUAUUGAUAAAUACUUCAGACGAGUCAACGCGAGCGUUGACUUCAGAUUUCUCGACCAGUGAGGUCAACCUGGACACAAAUAAAACGCGUCGAGAAUUGAAAAGGGAACGAACCGAUGAUGCUUCCUUAGCAAAUUCAUCUGAUAAAAGAAAGAUAGCCAGAUACCUUGAUAGUCAAUCAGAUGUUGGUGUGCACUCGAGUAAACACAAGCAUAGCGUGGAUGUAGAUAAAACUUCCUCGUCUUCAGAUGAGAUGUUGUCUCAUAGUGGCACACUGGUCAGUGACAGCGAGGAUGAUUCUACCGGUGAGAAUGGCGAGUUUCUGCUUGAUGUGAUAAUACAGUUUCAUACAAAAGAUGCCAAAGGCAUGCCGAAGACAAGAGACACGAUAGAUUUUGUGGAUCCUGGUGUCCAGGAAGGUAUUUUAAUUCAAAUUCCGAUGCAAGAUAAUCAUCUUUGUCUAGUCUAUAGGUCAGUCAUGAUAUGUCGUCUUCAUAAAUACUUGAAUCAUUUCUACGAUGGCUAUUCUUACACUUUCGUAUGUACGUAUUACGAGUAGCAUGAUUCUUUGCAUAAUUUUUUGGUUCAAUAUCGUUCUGUUGAAAGAGAAAUUAAAAAGAAAAGAAAGAUUUACGUUUUACGUCCAGCGUCGUUAUUUCGUGGCAAUCGACCAAUUAUUUUUUUCUGAAUUAAGACAUUUUCUU
Messenger RNA from Mycetomoellerius zeteki, 2299 nucleotides. RefSeq names its product Prolyl 3-hydroxylase sud1 (gene sud1). The coding region runs from base 469 to 2154 and encodes 561 amino acids. The record is from RefSeq and is a predicted model, not a curated record. Gene Ontology annotation, molecular function: peptidyl-proline dioxygenase activity; iron ion binding; L-ascorbic acid binding. Gene Ontology annotation, cellular component: cytoplasm. The transcript is spliced from 2 exons. Gene Ontology annotation, biological process: regulation of translational termination; peptidyl-proline hydroxylation. NCBI's taxonomy places the organism in Eukaryota, Metazoa, Arthropoda, Insecta, Hymenoptera, Formicidae.